AUGGAAGAGCACCCCGAUUCAACCAUUAUCGACGAAAACCCAAUCGGCAGCGGUCUUUCUGCUUUCUUGCAUGCAUUCAAAUCGACCUGCAGAGACCCUACUUGCAAGCUGCAAGCAGUGGACGAGCUCGAGGUGGACGAUCUUCAAGACCUUGUCUUGAUCCUUCUUUCAACACUGCGGAUUCUUCCUGCUGCACGCCUACUUCCUACAAGGACAGGUAAUGGCACUCGUCGAGACGAUCUUUUGAGACUGAAUACAUCAAUUACAUCUAACGACUUCGACCUCAAUCGAGCCAAACCUCUCCUGAAAGCAGCUCUUGCCGACCACCCUGACGAUGAGCUGAUUUGGCGUCAAGUCAGCAACCUCGCCAUCGAAGAUACCCCACCUCCGCGAUCGAUAGCGUCUUCACUUCAACAAACCCCCUGGCUGCACAACACGAGCAGCUUUGCAAACUCAUCUGAGCACCGCCGAUAUGUUGACGAGGUACUGAAAGAGGAGCUCGGCACCAUGUAUGUAGGGCUCCCCGGCUUUCGAGACGCAUAUUUCGGGAGCCUAGCAGGACUUGAAGCAGCAUCCAAGGAGUUCUUCGAUCAGUGCCUUGAUAGUAACGAUCCUUUCUUCCAAGACGGCUGGAAGGGAUGGCCUCAGGACGCAAACGAGAAAAGUGUGCUGGAGUGGCUUGCGGACUUUGUCAAGAAGCUAGCACUGUUUGCAAAGACACAGACGCCAAAUACGACACAUCAACGAGACCUCCUAGCACAGCCCAACACCACAAUGCAGGGCUCUAGAGCAGAUCGCAAACUGGAUGUUGGGUUUAUCGACAAGAUGAAGCCUGGCCAAGAGCCCGGAUACCACUGGAAGCAAAUACUGGUACCUGGAGAACUCAAGAGCAAUCCAACUGCGGACACGGCCUCCAAGGCGUGGCUCGACCUUGGGAGAUAUGCGAGGGAGAUGCUUGCUGCACAGGACACCCGGCGCUUUGUCCUGGGCUUUACACUCUGCGGACCUCUCAUGAGGGUGUGGGCAUUUGACCGGCUUGGAGCCAUUGCGUCAGAGCGGUUUAACAUCAAUGAAGAUGGGCAGCAAUUUGUGUCCACAAUACUGGGGUUCCUUUGGAUGGACGAAGAAGCCCUAGGGUUUGAUCCAACAGUCAUGACAUUGAACGGCGAACGCUUCAUCGAAAUCGAGCGGAAUGGUUCCACAGAGCGGAUCGUUCUUGAUAGGUUGAUCCUACGGGCACGCUGUGUCGCUGGCCGGGCUGCAACUUGUUGGAAGGCCCACCCCGAAGGGCAUCCGGAGACGCCGCUUGUUGUCAAGGAUUCAUGGCAAUACCUUGAACGUGGUGAGGAAGGCAAGCUCUUACGUGAAGUGACGAACAAAGGCGUCGUGAAUGUGGCCCGGUAUUAUCACCACGAAACGGUCCAGGUUCAUGGGACAAACGAUGAUAUCUGGAACAAUGUUCGACGUGGCCUAGAUGUCACGGCAGCGACAAACUACCGACCAGGACAACAGAUGCCACCAAGCAACAAAGCAAAAGAUGCCCCGCGGAAGGGCCGCAGCAGCACCAGCAGGAAGCGCCCGUCCAGCCAAACCGAUUCCGCUUUGCCCCCAAGCAAGCGAUCCUGCUCUGUGUCUCCCACAAAGGCUGCAAGUAUACCACCAAAUCGGGUUCAUCGACGUAUCAUUCUCCAGGAUUAUGGCUGCAUUGAGGGCCACGAGUCUUUGUACAAGGCUGGCAUCCUCCACAGAGAUAUAUCCAUCAACAAUCUCAUGAUCAAUGAAGAUAGCGAUAACCCAUCCUGGCCUGAGUUCUUGAUCGACCUUGACCUUGCUAUUCGGGAGCAGCGGGAGGGUGCUUCGGGCGCCAAGGGAAAGACUGGUACAAGGGCAUUUAUGGCCAUCGGGGCACUGCUAAGCGAGCAGCAUUCGUUCAUGCAUGACCUGGAGUCGGUAUUCUGGGUCCUUUUUUGGAUAUGCAUUCAUUACGAGCAGGAUGGUAAAGAUGUUGGGCCGACUGAGUUUGACAGUUGGAAUUAUGACAGCGACCACAAGUUAAUUCUAUCAAAGAUUGCCCGCAUGUCGGCUGUGGCCAAUGAGCUCGGCUCCGGCCAGCCUGGCGGGUUCCAGAGUGUGUGGUUCACCCUGUCAUUGGGCGACGAUGCCAACGUGAUGGACUUUGCUGUGAAGAGAUCCUACGUCCUGAACAAAAAGAAAUUCGGAGACCCUAUCGCUGUUGACCUGGACUUCAACACUGCAUGA
Messenger RNA from Colletotrichum abscissum, 2259 nucleotides. RefSeq lists its product as uncharacterized. Gene Ontology annotation, molecular function: protein kinase activity. The coding region runs from base 1 to 2259 and encodes 752 amino acids. Gene Ontology annotation, biological process: protein phosphorylation. The transcript has 4 exons. NCBI's taxonomy places the organism in Eukaryota, Fungi, Ascomycota, Sordariomycetes, Glomerellales, Glomerellaceae. The record is from RefSeq and is a predicted model, not a curated record.